ACAUAGAAAAUCUCAAGUUUUUUCAAUAUUCCCUCUUGGCUGCUUGUUUUGUCCUCCACAAAUGGAGGUUGAGAGUUGAGUUUCCCACCAAUUUUUAUCCACUUUCUAACUCAACACAGUCACAAAUGCAUCAAAAUUAAAAUUCAUGUAGUCUUAGAUUGAGUGUGAGCAGAGCCUAGCAGUAAUGGCUGAUCUCUUGUGCAGUUUCUUGCCUUUGUUUUUGCCUCCAAAACGAUAUUCCUCUUCUGCGCUUCACUCCCUCAAUUCAAGGCGUCCACUUCAUCUUCCGCUGCUCUUCAAGCAUUCUCCAUUUGCGGCUUCUGCUUCUCCUUCCGACGUUGUUGUUAUUUCAACUCACGAGCAUUCCGAUGGUAGCUUCUUGUUCCGGUUUGGGGACCCAAGUGAGGUUGUGAAAAAUGUGGAAAUGGAAGAAGCCAAGAUUGUAAAGGAGGAGAUAGAAGGGGAAGAAGAAUCAAAUGGAUCUAGUAUGGUGGAGGUUCUGGAAGGUCAAGAUGAAAGCAAGGCGACUGCCUCUGGCUUGAUUGAGGACAGUGAUCACGCUGAUUCAAUAGUUAGUAGUAGCAAUACCCUCAUUACUGUUGAAGGAGAGAGUGAAUUUUCUGAGAAGUACAAGGAUGAAGAGUUCAAGGAUUUAAGUCCGGAUUUAGACGUAGAACGGAUUGGUAUAGAUGAAGAGUACAAGGAUUUAAGUCCAGUGGAAGCUUCUAUACCUGAUGAGAGCUUAGUUGAGGUGUUUGAUGAGGAAUCAUUAGAGGAAACUUCUAAGGUUACUUGUAUGAGUAAAGAAACGGAAAUUACUUCUUUUCAUGGUGUGGAGGAAUGUCUGAACCAAGAGGUUGUGGAUUCCCCAGCAGAUGCAUCCAUACUUGAUCAGACUUUAGAGGUGUUGGAUAAUGUUACUACAGUAGGCUUACUGGAGAAGGAAAGUGAUAACAUCAGCUCUGCUAAUGUUGAUGCCCACGAGACUGGAAAGGUGGAGGAAGGUCUAGAUGGAGAUUAUGAUGAUUCUCCUUUGGAUGCCUCUGCACUUGAUAGAAGCUCCGAAGUUGGGGAUAAAAUUUCUGCAGUGGUAUUGUUGGAAAAGGAAACCGAUGGCAGUAAUGCGACUUCUGAUAUUGAAAUAGAGCUAACUGAAAAUGUGGAGGAGGGUAUGCAUGAAGUGUAUGAGGAUUCUCCAGUUGACAUUACCUCUGUUGUUGAUAACACUAUAGCAGCGUUAUCAGAACAGCAAAGUGCUGACGUUGCAUCUGCUCUUGUUAUUGACACAGAAUGCGCUUCCAAUGUGGAACAAGGUCUUGAUAAGGUUCUUGACAAACCAAGAUCAGUGGAGAAGAGGCCUGAGGUGGAGAAUCGUAUUACUGCACAAGAACUUUCAGAAAUGGAAACUACUGAUGUUACCUCUUCGCCUGAUAGUGACAUAGUAGAUACUGGCAAUGUAGAACACGGUCUAGAUGAGGUUCUUGAGGAACCAAGCUUAGUGGAGAAGAGGCAUGAGGUGGAGAAUUGUAUUACUGCACAAGAACUUUCGGAAAAUGAACCUGCUGAAAUUACCUCUUCCCCUGAUAUUGACGUAGAAUACACUGAGAAUGUGGAAAGAGGUCUAGAUGAGGUUCUUGAGGAACCAAGUUUAGUGAUGCCUGAGGUGUUGAAUUGUGUUACAGUUCAAGAUCUUUCGGAGAAGGAAACUGCUGAAGCAACCACGUUGGUUUCUUUGAAGAACAACCCAGUGGUCUCUAUGCUUGACACUGAUGCUGUUCAGGGUGGACUGGAAACUGCUGUUACACCAAAUACGGUUCAUAUUUCUGAAUUUCAGGACUCGGAAACCGCGUUCCAUGAGGAAACCGUUGGUGAUGAUGGUAGAGAAGGUUUUGAUAAUAAUUUGGUGUCUCCAUCCUCUCAACCUGAAUCAGCUAUGAGUUUGUACAAAGAGACUGAGGCACUGAAUUUACAAGUAGAGGUGCAAGAUUUAGGUACUGAAGAGAGUAGUGAAACCGACGUGAAUAACAUCAAGGCCAUUGAGAUGCAAAAUGUACUAAGCAAUGGCAACGAAUCCCUUACAAUGGAACCAGCUAUCACUUUGUCCACAGGCUCCGAGGAGCAGGCUUCUGGAUCUGGAAGUGGGAUGCCGAACAAGACUGUUGGAUGUGUAAGUGAAACAGAUAUCGUCCAGUUAUUGACAGUGUCUCCUCAGUUGGAAGCUGACUCAAUGCUUGAAGAGGAAACUGGUACUGAAACUGUGGAAGAACUGAAGGAAGAUGAUGAAUCUAAGAACCAAACAGUGGGUGGUGACCUUGCAGAAGCAUCAGAAGACGAAGUGACAGAUCCUGAAUCUACUGAAUCUACUAUAACAAGCCAGGAAGUAUUAAUGACAGACUUCGUUCUAUCUUCAGGAGCUGCUCUAUUGCCACAUCCUUCUAAGGUCUUGACAGGUGGAGAGGAUGCGUAUUUUAUUGCUGAUGAGACAUGGCUUGGUGUAGCCGAUGGUGUUAGUAUGUGGUCGUUGGAAGGGACCGUUCCUGGACUCUAUGCUCACGAGCUCAUAAAAAAUUGUGAAAAACUCAUCUCUGAGUGCAGCGGCGAUUCAAUAGACCACCCCAUCCAAUUGCUUAAUCUCAGUGUUGCUCAAACACACUCUCCUGGCUCCUCCACAGUUUCGAUUGCUCGAUUUGAUGGUCAGGCUCUUCACGUGGCUAAUGUUGGGGACUCGGGAUUCAUCAUUCUACGCCAUGGUGCUAUUUACAAGAGGUCUUCCCCUAUGCACCAUGUGUUUUCAUUUCCAGUCCAAAUUGAAAGAGGCGACGACCCCUCUUCUCUUGCACAGUUGUACAGAGUUGAUCUAGAGGAGGAGGAUAUAAUUGUUAUUGCUACUGACGGGCUCCUCGACAACUUGUACGAUCAAGAAAUAUCAUUGAUAGCCACGAAGUUGCUUGCAAACGAUAAAACUCCAAAGGAAAUAGCGGAGGUGCUGGCGAAGAAGGCACAAGAGGUAGGUAGCUAUGCAUCUGCAAGAAGUCCAUUUGCCGAUGAUGCUCAGGCAGCCGGAUUUCCGGGAUACUCCGGUGGAAAGCUAGAUGAUGUGGCUGUUAUUGUAUCCGUCGUCCAAAGGCGAUAGCGGUCACAGCUCUUCCCUAUGCUUUGUCAAUAUGGUUGUCCCUCCGCCGUCGCCUUGGACCGGCGCCGCCCCGUCCUUCACCCACGACGCCGCCUCAGUGCCGCCCUGCCCCGAGUCUGCAUCGCCGCCUCGCUCUGGCUCCGAUCUAAAAUCAAUUUCCAUACAGCCAGAAGAGCCACGAAUUUGAAUCAUCGCAUUGCAAUUGAAUCAUUUUAUGAUGAAUUUUAUAUGCAAGGCUAAUUUAUGGUGGAUU
Messenger RNA from Salvia miltiorrhiza (redroot sage), 3386 nucleotides. Its product is annotated as probable protein phosphatase 2C 62. The coding region runs from base 185 to 3133 and encodes 982 amino acids. The transcript is spliced from 10 exons. The record is from RefSeq and is a predicted model, not a curated record. NCBI's taxonomy places the organism in Eukaryota, Viridiplantae, Streptophyta, Magnoliopsida, Lamiales, Lamiaceae.